Diaporthe citri is the source of this 1680-nucleotide messenger RNA. RefSeq lists its product as uncharacterized. The record is from RefSeq and is a predicted model, not a curated record. NCBI's taxonomy places the organism in Eukaryota, Fungi, Ascomycota, Sordariomycetes, Diaporthales, Diaporthaceae. Gene Ontology annotation, biological process: transmembrane transport. The transcript is spliced from 3 exons. The coding region runs from base 1 to 1680 and encodes 559 amino acids. Gene Ontology annotation, molecular function: transmembrane transporter activity.
AUGGUAGUCGACCCCGAGGCUGAGCUGGCCCAUCUGCCUCCGGCGGUCACCAGGCAGGCCUCGUUCAACGACAGCCCGACCAUCCGCGGUGCACCGCCAAUGGAGAGCGGCUGGUAUGAGAGCCCGCGUAAUUCGGUAUUUGGCGACGACCGCUACGACCGCCGCGGCGCCAGUGGAAGGACGAACUACCCGACAUAUCGGUUCUCUACACACUCGGCAGACGCUCAUCCCAUGCCGCCAACGAGGAGUCCUCCGCCACCGGUGGGAAUCGGAGUAAAGGACGAAGUUUACAUCACCAUGUCCGAGGAGCAGUGCGACAUACCCACCAGGCGCCGGUACAUCACCAAGCUGUGCAAGGCCACACUAGUCUACGGCUCGCCCACGCACAGGAUCGUGCCAUACAUCCAGAUGGCAGCGCGCGCCCUGGACAUGGAGAUAUACAUGCUCUACGUCCCAGACAACAUCAUCCUCGCCUUCGACAGCCCAGACGACGUCGACGGCAAGGGAAUCUACCAGCCGACCGAGCACGUGCUGCACGGGCGCAUCUCGGUCGCCGAGGGGAUCCGCCGGCUGGACCACAUCGAGCAGCGCAACGACGGGCACAACGUGUGGUUCAUGUUCAUGAUCUUCGGCUUCGCGGCCGUGGGCAUCGCGCCCUUUGCGUACCGGGCCCGCUUCAUCGACCUGCCCGUCGCCUUCAUCACGGGCAGCCUGCUGGGCGUCAUGCAGCUCAAGUUCGCGCCCUCGCACCCGCUGUACGCGCUCAUCUUCGAGGUCACGGCCGCCAUCCUCAUGUCCUUCCUCGGCCGCAUGCUGGGCUCGAUCCGGGGCGCCGACGGGUCCCGCAUCUUCUGCUACUCGGCGCUCACGCAGUGCUCCAUCAACCUGCUCAUGCCUGGUUACUGGAUGACCAACGCUGCUCUGGAGAUCAUGACCAAGAACAUCGUCACUGGUGGCUCGAGGAUGAUGUACGCCCUGAUUUACUCGCUUCUUCUCGCUUAUGGAAUCGCCAUCGGAUCGACGCUGUAUGGUUACAUGGACUAUGAUGCAGUCAGCAACCCACGCUGCGAGAACCUGAUCGACCGGCGGUGGAAUCUGUUCUUUGUGCCCUUCUUUUCGGUCCAGGUCGCCAUCAUCAGCGGAGCCAAAUGGCGGCAGAUCCCAGCUAUGGUCUUCAUAUCCUUCAUGGGCUACCUAAUCAACUUCCUCUCAGUCGACCUCUUCCACGGCUCCUUCACCAUCUCCCACACCCUGGGCGGCUUCAUGAUCGGCCUCCUGGGGAACCUGUACUCCAAGUUCGGCUGGCAGGUGGAGCACCUCAUCUACGACCGGGGGCUCGGCACGGGCAGCAGCAACCGGCGCAGCAGCCGCAUCGGCCUGGGCGCGUCCCAGGGGUUCGCCCUCGCGGCCGCGGGCAUGGUGCCCGCCAUGACCGUGCAGGUGCCGUCCGGGCUGGCCAACACGGGCAUCGUGGCCGCGGGCCUGCAGACGGCCGACGCCAUCGUCCGCAACACCACGGCCAACAACCAGGCCUUCCCGCUGGGCGAGCUCCAGCUCGACGCGAUGCCCAUCCUGCUGCAGGUCAUCCAGAUCGGCAUCAGCAUUGCCAUGGGGCUGUCGCUGGCCGCGUUGCUGCUGUACCCGCUCGGGAAGAAGAGGAGUGGCCUAAUGGCAUGGUGA